Messenger RNA from Aricia agestis (brown argus), 2602 nucleotides. RefSeq lists its product as uncharacterized. The record is from RefSeq and is a predicted model, not a curated record. Lineage: Eukaryota; Metazoa; Arthropoda; Insecta; Lepidoptera; Lycaenidae. The coding region runs from base 195 to 2018 and encodes 607 amino acids. The transcript is spliced from 3 exons.
CCUCUCGUGUUUGAUUGUGUUUUAUUGUUUUUCCUUUAAUUUCGACCCGGCAUAUUUUUUGGACUUUGAUUCUGUGAUAUUCUGUGAUUUGGCUUGUUAUAUGGACUCCGUUAUCCCUUUUGUGUGACUCUGUGCUUGCCUCCCGGACUUUGAUACUUCUACGUGAUUUUGUCUUUUGUGGGCUUCUAGCUAAAAUGGAUUCGCGCGGUCCAGCUCGUGAUAGACUUACUAGAAUCCUGUGUGUUAACUGUGGAAUUUGUGUUAAUACACUUCGCCGAUACCCUGCCUUGGCACUAGAUACUAGAGUCACUGCACUACUUUGCAGCUGGGUUUACCCACAAAUAAUAACUGAAGCUGAUCGUGUGUGUGAAGCAUGCAGAGAUCUUGCAAUGUUCUCUGUGAAUGAGAACUUGCACCAAGCUACUGGUAACAAUGAGCAACAAUCCGGAUCAAGACCAAGGGGACACACUGAAGUGUGUCUUUUAUGUGGAUGUUCCAUUCAUCGACGGCAAAGUGACAAAAUAUUGAGGGAGAAUCCUACUGAUUUGCACCAGAGUAUGAUCAACAUUAUUGAGAGCAGAGUUGCACCACGUCAGAUCAAUGAAACUGAUCGUGUUUGCCAUGUUUGCUGGCUUCGGACACAAAGAGAAGCUCGACGUAUGAAUACGCUAGACAAUACUAGAUCUCCACCUGUUGCUUCAUCAGAAUCACAUGAACCAAUACAAGAUGAUCUGCAGCCAUCAGAAGAUGUUGAACCUUCAAACAGGCCAUCAGGUUCUAAUCAUCCUGAACCUAGUAUGGCAAGCAAUCAAGGAUUGGUUUUGCCAAACUACAGGAGAGCAGCAAACUCUAACAAUCACUGUGUCUUUCCCAAUUGCAACAGUACUACUCUACAUAGUAUCUCAGAUAAAUUGCGUGCUAUUGUUCUAAGCAACCAUAAUUAUUACUUGCCAAGCCUAGCUCGAGUUUGUGGUCCCCAUUUAACAAGCAAUUCAUGGGAGAUUUUGUAUGACUCUGAAAACAGUAUGACAAUGUUCACUGUGGACCAAAUUCAACAUGUUUUUUCCUUUGUGAAUGCUUUUAAUCCAACUUUGGACUUUGAAAAUCUGCAAGAGAUGGAUGACAGAGUUUUUGAGUACUGGAUAGGACGAACUAAACAGCAAUUCAACAGUUUAAUUGAAGAAGUGCCCCGUAUCUUAGAGAUACGAAGAGGCUCUUUAGGCUUAGCAGCUUUAUUAUUAAAAAUGAGGACCGGAGAUUCCGAUGAAAGAAUUUCUACUUUAGUUCAAGUACCCCGCCGGACAUUGGAAAACUUAAUGGAUAAAGUGAGGGAGGUUCUCCUUCAAGAUUUUGUGCCCAGAAACCUUGGCAUUAACCACAUAGCAAGAGAAGAGUUACGCAAUCAUAAUUUGUCUAUUCCAAAUGGCUUAUACGGAAAUGGAAAUAAUGCAAUAGUCAUCUGCGAUGGUACAUACAUAUAUAUACACAAAAGCUCGAAUUAUAUGUUUCAGAAACAAAGCUACUCAAUGCAUAAAUAUAGAAAUCUAUUAAAACCCUUUUUAAUAGUAGCUACUGAUGGGUAUAUUUUAGAUUGCUUAGGCCCUUAUAAAGCAACUACAUCAGAUGCUGAAAUUAUGUCCACCUUAUUCCGUGAGGGUUCUGCCCUACAGUCAUAUUUUAGAAAUGGUGAUGUAUUCAUUCUCGACAGGGGCUUCAGGGACAGUAUAAGUUUAUUAGAAGGAUACGGAUUUAGAACGUGUAUGCCAGAAUCACUUUUAGAAGGCGAACACCAACUAACUACAGCACAAGCCAACCGAAGUCGAUGUGUGACUAUCUGCAGAUGGGUGGUGGAGGCCGUGAAUGGUCACUUCAAGAGAGACUUUAAACUCUUUAGACAGGAAUAUUUUCAUCGGUCUCUGCCACACAUGAUGGAUAAUUUUAAAAUUGCUGCAGCAUUAUUAAUAGGUUUGGUGUUCGCUUUCAAGACAAUAUGUAUGCAACUGAAAUACUGCAAAUAAUUAAUGAAAACAUGAAUUUAGAGAAUAAUCUGGCAUACACAGUCGAUGAAAUCAAUAUGAACAGAAGGAGAUCUUUCUUUCAAAACAUAAAUGUGGAUAGCAUUAAUGUAAACUUCCCUACCCUGGAAUACAGAGAUUUGAAUCUGUUCGCCUUGGGGACGUAUCAAAUAAAACAAGCUCGCUCUUAUUAUGGUGAGCAUAUACGUUCUCAAGGCGGCUAUAGAAUAGAAGUUUGUAGUGAACCCAUCAACAUUUUGGAUUUUCAACUUAGAAGUGGUGACACAUUAAUAAGAGGGAAAAUAAAGUCACGCCAUGUGAGCAUGAGACAAUAUUAUGUAUAUAUUAUUAUACAAAAUAAUAUACCAGGUCGGACUGGAAUUACAGCAUACUGUUGCAGUUGCUUGGUAGGUCGGCGGACUGUGGGCUGUUGUGCGCACGUCAUGACCCUGGUGUGGUAUUUGGGGUGGGCCAGACACCAGGAACAUGGAAUUUCAGCACCAGCUGAAUUUUUAGACUAUAUUGUAAGAGAUGAUGAAGAAUAAAUAUUGAAAAAAAAUGUCCUUGUUUUAUUUAAUGUACUUACA